Messenger RNA from Spinacia oleracea (spinach), 1061 nucleotides. Its product is annotated as N-(5'-phosphoribosyl)anthranilate isomerase 1, chloroplastic. Gene Ontology annotation, molecular function: phosphoribosylanthranilate isomerase activity. The coding region runs from base 151 to 948 and encodes 265 amino acids. Gene Ontology annotation, biological process: L-tryptophan biosynthetic process. Lineage: Eukaryota; Viridiplantae; Streptophyta; Magnoliopsida; Caryophyllales; Amaranthaceae. The transcript is spliced from 5 exons. The record is from RefSeq and is a predicted model, not a curated record.
GAAUUAAUCAAUAAUAGUUUAAAAAAAAAAAAAAAAAAACAGAGAAAAAAAAAACAAAUGGUAUCAGAGGAGAAAUGAACUGGAGCGACUCGCAUUUGGCAUUCGAUUUUUGCAGAACGACUCGUACUUUUGAUUUUUGCAGGACUAUUCAUGGGAUUUGUUAGUUAUCUUGGGAUUACCAUUGCCCCAAAUCGGAUAUUUGCGGGUUUACAGAAGAGAGACCAUUCAGAUCAAAAUCUAUCAAGGAUUCAGUUCAAGUUGAGGAAUACAACAGUGCUGUCAUCAUCAUCUAGCAAGUAUGGAAAAGAAGACCAACCUUUAGUGAAGAUGUGCGGAAUCACAACUGCUAGAGAUGCUGCAAUGGCAGCUGAAGCCGGUGCUGAUUUUAUUGGGAUGAUUAUAUGGCCGAAAUCUAAGCGUUCUGUUUCUCUUUCAACUGCAAAGGAGAUAUCAGAGGCUGCUAGGAAGUACGGGGCUGAGCCUGUUGGGGUGUUUGUUGAUGAUGAUGCUGACACUAUUUUAGAAGCUGCUGCUGCAUCAAACAUUGAAUAUAUCCAGCUUCAUGGAAAUGGUUCACGGAGUUGUUUCCCGCAGUUAGUGAAGGAGAAUCGAGUUAUCUAUGUUCUUCACACUGAUAAACAUGGGGUGCUCCUGAAUAAUAUUUCUCAAGAAGAUUGCGCUCUCGUAGAUUGGAUCCUAGUGGAUAGUGCGACUGGAGGAAGUGGGGAAGGAUUCGAUUGGAAGCAAUUUAAGUUACCAUCAAUAAAUAGCAAACAUGGUUGGCUAUUAGCCGGAGGAAUCAAACCUGAGAAUGUCGAGGAAGCCCUUCUAACUCUUUGCCCAAAUGGAAUCGAUGUUAGUAGUGGCAUUUGCGCUUCAGAUGGCGUCCAGAAAGAUGAGUCUCGUAUAUUGUCUUUCAUGAAUGCAGUAAAUUCUGUGCACUACUGAUACAAUUUAUAGUGUUUUAAGACAGUUUCUCGUUGAAGGAAUGUAUAGAUUUAUAGAAAAUGGCAAUAUACAUUGAGUUGGUUUGCCUAAUAAAGAUUAUUUCAGCUGCAGAA